This is a messenger RNA of Suhomyces tanzawaensis NRRL Y-17324, 1098 nucleotides long. RefSeq names its product E3 ubiquitin-protein ligase (gene RAD18). Gene Ontology annotation, cellular component: Rad6-Rad18 complex; nucleus. The transcript has a single exon. The annotation marks the transcript as partial. Gene Ontology annotation, molecular function: ubiquitin protein ligase activity; single-stranded DNA binding. The record is from RefSeq and is a predicted model, not a curated record. Lineage: Eukaryota; Fungi; Ascomycota; Pichiomycetes; Serinales; Debaryomycetaceae. Gene Ontology annotation, biological process: DNA damage tolerance; protein monoubiquitination.
CUCAGGAGCAUCACAGACCCCUCAGACUGGAAAACCUCUCUGCUUCCUGAACUUGCGGAGUUGGACACCUUGCAGCGGUGCUAUAUAUGUAAAGAGUUCUUCCGAGCUCCCGUGAUAACUAGCUGCAACCAUACCUUCUGCUCCCAGUGCAUCCGUGAGUACCUAAUCACCAACAACUCGUGUCCCUUGUGCAAGACAGAACUCUUCGAAAGCAAUCUCAAAAGGCAUAUACUAUUGGAAGAGAUAGUAACUUGUUACUCGCGGUUGCGACCGCAUAUAUUGCAGCAGCUAGAGAAGAAACCAGAGGAGCAGGCGGUGAAGGACUCCGGAGGAUCUAUUGAGGGCUCCAAGAGGUCCGAGGAGCCUUCUGAUGUAAUUGAGAUCUCCGAUGAGGAGGUUCCUUCCAAGAAAAGAAAGGUGGAACCCAACGAAACCGUCACCAUCCCAGACAAUGGUGACAUCGUGGACUGUCCCAUCUGUGGCGACCAGAUGACAGCAGAGGUGUUGCAAACUAAGCAUAUCGAUGACUGUUUGAACGGAAGAAAGCCUAAGCGCACGCCCAAGGCCAGACUGAGUGGCAUUGCAUCCUUUUUCAAGCCUGCUGCCAGUCGUGGGAGUCCGCCAGCGUCCACCAGUACUGUUUCAGCUCCAUCGCCCCAGAUAUCGCUCGGAAAUGCCAAUUACUACUUUAACGAAGCUGCAAAACACAACCAAGAGAGCAGGAAGCUCCCCAAGCUCGAUUUCCUGUCUCUCACCACCCCCAAGUUGAAGGAGAAGCUCUCAGCACUCAAGCUUCCGGUUCAAGGCACGCGAGUGCAGUUGGAGCUCCGCUACAACCAAUACUACGUGUUGUUCAACGCCAAUCUCGACAGCAACAGGCCCAUUGCCGAGAAAGUGCUCCGACAGAAGCUCACCCAGUGGGAGGGGGCACAUCUGGCGUUUUCCAGCAGUUCUGGCGAUCUCUUCACCACCCGCACCUCGCUCAGUCACAAGUCGAUUACCGAUAAAAGCUUUCUGGUAAAACAGUGGAGACAAGCCUAUGGCCACGAGUUUCGCGAGUUGAUCAGAGCAGCCAAGGCCACGCUAGCAAAGGGGUCC